This is a messenger RNA of Zophobas morio, 1584 nucleotides long. RefSeq lists its product as uncharacterized. Gene Ontology annotation, molecular function: DNA binding. Bases 300 to 1538 code for a protein of 412 amino acids. The transcript has 2 exons. Lineage: Eukaryota; Metazoa; Arthropoda; Insecta; Coleoptera; Tenebrionidae. Gene Ontology annotation, biological process: DNA recombination; DNA integration. The record is from RefSeq and is a predicted model, not a curated record.
UUGUUUUAUUAGGAUUAAAAGUGCCAUUUUUUGCGACGAGCAAAUUUUGCAUUUGCGAGGCGGAGCGAAGCGAAGCCGAGCGGAUGCAAAAUUGCGAGUCAAAAACUGACUUUUAAUCCGAAUGAAACAUACUACUUUUUCGCCAGCCAAAAAGUAAAUCUCAAAAAUACAAAAUAUUGAUAACAAUAAUAUCGAGCAGAAAUGAAUCAAUCUGCAAAGUAGUCUGGUAUCCACGUCGUCAAGGCUUUUUUUGUUUGCUUACAUACCAUUGUUUUGUGAAAACGUUUGCAGUGUUAAUAAUGAAUCCUGAAGAAGAGUUACCUCCCGAUGUGCUAGAAGAAGCACAAAACGUGGUACUGAACUUGUUACCAACAAAAUCGCGCGAAGUGUAUGAGUGCGCGUAUACCCGCUUCAUCAAAUGGUGCGAAGGGAAAAAGAUUCAAACUUAUUCUGAGAACGUCCUAUUGGUAUAUUUUUCCGAAUUGGCUACAAAAGUGAAGUCAUCCACACUGUGGUCGCACUAUUCCAUGGUGAAAGCAACUUUAAAUAUAAAAAAUGGCAUAGAAAUCGGAAAGUAUUCAAAAUUAAAAGCGUUUAUAAAGAAACAAGGAGAAGGAUACGUUCCAAAGAAAUCAAGGGUUUUAACUAAUGAACAAAUAGAAGUUUUCUUAGACACGGCUCCGGAUUUCAAAUUCCUGAUGAUGAAAAUUGUUGUAAUCUUUGGCGUUAGCGGAGCUUGUCGGUGUCACGAACUAUUACAAAUAAAAACUGAAGAUAUUGAAAAUAUUAAAGCAGGUUUAUUGGUAAAAAUUCCUGAUACCAAAACGAAAAAACCCAGAUCAUUUACGGUUAUGGGGGAAAAGUAUUUGAAAUUUUACCAAAAGUAUGUUGCGCUUCGUCCAAAAAUGUUUAAUGAAGGUCGGUUUUUUAUUAAAUAUGUCGACGGAAUGUGCCAUCGACAAGUAGUUGGCAUUCAUAAAAUUAGUGCUGUACCCCAAGAAGUAGCCAAAUAUUUAAAGCUAGAAAACUUUAAAGAAUACAGCGGACAUUGCCUACGUCGGACUUCUGCCACGCUUUUUGUGGAUUCUGGCGGUGAUAUUACGUCCCUCAAGAGGCACGGUGGGUGGAAAUCUGACAGUGUAGCCGAAGGUUACAUAGAAGAGUCUCUUAAACACAAAAAAGAUGUAGCAAAAAAAAUUUUUCGUUUGGAAGAACCAGGUACAAGUAGUGAAACCACAAGUAAAAUACAUGAAGACGCAACGAAUAGGAAUGUGAGCGAAGUAAACCUAGAAGAAUCAGGUACAAGUAGUGGAACUACGAAUAGAAUGAUCACACGUGAAGACGGAAUAAGUAGGAAUGUGGGAGCAGUAAACCUGAAUUUUGACACUGUGACCAACCAGACAGCAGGAGCGGUAGAAGUGUUAGCGCAAAAUAUUAUUACUGACCGCAUGAAAAAUGAUAAUAGUGACGGAAAAUCUUUAAUCCAAAUCAAUCGCAGUUGUUCUUAUUGUACAUUCAAUAUUAAUUUUAAAAUUUAAAUAAUUAAUAACAAUGUAAGUUAAUAAUAAAAUUGGAAAAUAUUAA